AUGCCGCACCCUCCAGCCGCAGAGGACCAGCCCAGGGAACCGAACGACUUCUCCCAACUCCAGGUCGAUUACGUCAUCGUCUUCUCCCUGUCGCCACUCCCCCAUCAGCCCAAACUCAGGAAACAGGCCAUCGACGACCGGGCGAGGCACAGGAGCCAGCUCCUGGAGGAGUACCAGCUGCUGGUCCAGAGGCUCAAGUCGGCCGGACUCUCAGCAACCAGCCGGCCGGGAUCCAAGGCUUCAAACGAACUGCUCAUCCUCGUCACCGCCCACAACGAGACCAGGAUCAAGGAAGAGAUCCAAGCAGAGAGGAUCGCCGAUUGGUUGCACGGGAUCACCUGUGUCAAGCCUGAAUCAGAUCUGGCCUCCAGCUUCAUCUCCCAGCCACACACGCCCGCCGACCGACUGCGCCAUCUGUACAACAUCAUCACCCGGGAUGUCAAGCCAACCAAGAGCGAAUCGCCCAUCACAGCCCAUCCCCACCGCCCGCUCGUCGGGGUCGGCGCCGGGAUCAUCCCGCGACAGGCCCCCUUCGAGCACGUCCUCUCCAUCUUCCCCCCGCACGACGUCGGCUUCAACAAGACCUGGCUGUCCCAAUGGAGCGACCGCUCCCAUCUGACCAUCCAAAUCCCCGAGAUCGAGCUCGACAGGAUCAAGGAGAUCUACGGCGAAUCGAUCGGAUACUACUUCGCCUUCCUCAACUUCUACUUCCAGGCACUCGUCUUCCCCACCCUCUUAGGCCUCCUCUUCUGGGCUACCGGCAUGGCCUACUCGUCCAUCUACUCCGUCAGCCUCGCCCUCUGGUCCAUCAUCUUCGUCGAGAUGUGGAAGGUUAAGGAGAAGCUCCUCGCCAUCAAAUGGAACGCUUUCAACUGCCACAAAGUCGAAAAGAAGCGCGUCGAAUUCAUCCCCGAACGGAUCAUCACACACCUCGUCACCCACGAGCCGGUCGGCUACUUCCCCUGGUGGAAAAGGGAGUCCAGAAGAUUGGUCACCAUCCCGGUGUUGAUUUUAUUUGCACUGGGGAUCAGUGCGCUCAUCACAGUGAUCACGGCGGUCGAGCUCGUGGUGGCGGAAGUCUACACGGGCCCUUUCAAAAAAGCAUUAGCGUUAUUGCCAACAGUGUUGUUUGCGGCAUCGGUGCCCCAAUUGGUGGGACUGUGGCAAUCGACGGCCGUCAAGCUAUCGAACUGGGAGAACCAUUCCUACAACUCCUCCUACGAUCGCUCGCUGACGCACAAAGUCUUCACGGUGCAUGGGUUAGUGGCCUAUGCGGGGCUGGUGUUGACGGCAUUUAUCUAUGUGCCGUUCGGCACGAUCCUAGUCCCGCAUCUAGCCGGGCUAGCGCACCGAUUCAUGAAGCAAGAGACGAUCCGACUGGAGGGCUCGGCGGAGAAGUAUCUGAACACGCGCGCGCUGGACUUCUCGACCUACUCGAUCAACACCGCCCGGCUCUAUGAGCAGCUGUUCGCAUACCAGGUCACCAACCAGCUCCUCGACACCUUCUCCGAGGUCGGCCUGCCCUACCUCCUCAAACUCCUCUCCUUCAGAUGGAACAAACUCCGCACCGACCGCCAGGUCAAACGUAGUCUCUCCAAUAACUCCGCCCCACCCGCCUCCAAUUCGCCGACCGACGCACCUGAUGAACACGAGUUGUUGGAACGGCUGAGAGAAGAGGCUAAGCUUCCUGAAUAUCGGCUCUUUGUCGAAUACGCAGAGAUGGCAAUUCAGUUUGGGUAUGUAGUGUUAUGGACAGUAGUCUGGCCGAUCUCGCCUCUGUUUUCGUUUGUGAACAAUUUCUUCGAGUUGCGGACGGAUGCGAUCAAGCUAACGAAGCACAGUCGGCGGCCGAUCCCGACGCGAUGUGACUCGAUCGGUCCGUGGCUAGAAGUGCUGAGCACGUUGACGUGGCUAGGGGUGAUAGUGAAUGCGCUAUUGGUGCAUCUGUUCCAACCGAGCGCGAGGCCUGUAGGAGGGAAAGUAGUCUUACACGACGAGGGAACGGCUCGGGGUCCGAAGACGAUCGUAGCAGACCUGUUUACGGCGGCGAUAGUGGAGACGAAGCAGGGGCAGGCGGGAGACUGUGGAGGCGAUGCGACGACGGUGUACGACCGGCUGGCCGCUGUGCUGUUGCAGACCCUGGUGCCCAUGCUGGUCGCCGAACACGGCUUCUUCCUCAUGCGCUUCUUCAUCCGCGAGGCCGUCCUCAGACUCCAGUGGAAAGACAGCCCCGCGGCGCUCAAACAGAUGCGCGCAGACUGGGACCUCAAGCAGUCCUUCGUCGACAGACUCGACCCCAACCCUCCUCACCCCCCUGCUGACGAGUACUUCCUCAGAUCCGCCAAUCCUAUCGACAAGGAUCACCCCGAUCUGCCCUUCUGGACCAGAGACGAUCCCGCGAUCAGCGAGAUUAACUCCCUCCUCAAAACCGAGUAA
Molecule: messenger RNA, 2436 nt
Organism: Puccinia triticina
Lineage: Eukaryota; Fungi; Basidiomycota; Pucciniomycetes; Pucciniales; Pucciniaceae
Exons: 8
Coding region: 1-2436 (811 amino acids)
Biological process (GO): chloride transmembrane transport
Cellular component (GO): cortical endoplasmic reticulum
Molecular function (GO): chloride channel activity
Source: RefSeq, a predicted model, not a curated record